AUGCCAGACCUGAGCGAGGGUGGCGGGGGGAAUCUGCGCGGUAGCAACACCUAUUAUACUUACACCAUGGUCGCUCCGGCACAGCUAAAUUCGGCACUACACCCACUGAUGGCCGAGGACGAGAUGACCGGCCACGACAUGACGACGACCUUGCGCAGUGAACUAGCUGCUCUGCAGUACAAGAGAGACCGGCUGCUCUCCGAGCUGCAAGACAUGAAGGGGCAGCUACGCAGCCGCGACCAACGUGCCCAGGAACUGUUGGUGGAGACAGAGCAGCUCAAGGAGCAAGCAGCUCGUCAGAACGCCAUCAUAGCGUCACUGCGUCGGCGCAUUCAGGAGUUGGAAGAGAAGGAAAGAAACCUAACUCUAACCUGCGGGCGAUCUGAGAGUGCGCUGACAACUCUGCACAGAGAGUCGAGGCACCACGAGGACCGUGCGAGGGAACUUGAACGACAAGUGGCACGUCUCGAGUUGGAGUGUCACAAUGAGGAACGAGAGAAGACCGCGGCGCGACACAAUCUGGGAGACUUUGUGCGUCGUCUGUCCACAGCUCUUGGGGCAGAGAGUCCAGAACCGACCAGCCAGGAGGGGCUCAUCCAUAAGGCUUCUGAAUUGGUGCAGGAAACCUGCCGCCUCCGCAAUCGGUCUUCGAACCUGUCAGACACAUUAUCCAGCGUAGAAGUAGAGCUUCGAAGUUGCCGAGAUGCCCUGGAGAGAGCGAUGGCUGACAGAGACGAGUUGCAGCGACAAGCUGCCUGUCACACUGCGGAGAUCGACAGGCUCAGACAGGAAAAAGAAACACUGGAGUUACAGAAACACACUUUGGAGCAGGACUUGCAUGAACUAAGAGAAAGACUGAACUCUGUGAGCAGGCAGCUGGGGUCAGCCACUGGAGACAUUGCCGCCAAGGAGGUUACCAUCUGCAAUCUUAGAGAUGACCUGAAGCAGAGGGAAGAGAAGGGGCAGAGACUUCAGAAUGAGUUGCGUCAUCUACUGGAAUCUCUGGCAAUCAUGCUUAGCACUCCAUGUCGUUUCGUGGAGUCUCAGGAAUGCGCUGUUAAGGAUAGAAUUCGAGAGUUGCUGAGUGACAAUAAGGAUAAGUCUUCUCAAGUGGACCACCUGAGAGAUAAAGUGGCAGCGUUGUCAUCACAACUCCAUCGAGUACAGGAGUCCUUGGAUCUAGCAAAUGCAAGAGCACGCAAUUUGGAGGAGGAUAAGAAUGCACUUGAUACACGUUUGCACAGCACUGAAGCCCAGCUGAGUUCUUGUGAAGCUGUCAAGGAGAAUUUGCGUAGAGACAAAGUCAUUUUUGUAACAUUCUUGGAUCGUUUGGCUCGAGCUCUUAAUAUGGAUGAAAUAUCAAAAGAGGUUGGAGUGGACUUGCAGACUGAAUCUUUGCUGAUGAGAGCAGAACAGCUCACUCGUCUUGAGAGUGACAAGCUCAUUGACAAGUUGUUGUUGAGUUAUCCAUACUGCACUACGAUUCCUCGGCUCAAACGAGAGCGCUCAUGUUGCUACCCACGGUGUGAAUCGGCCGUGGUGUACCAGCUACAGAGGAGAGUUCGGACGCUGCGGGACCAGCUACAGCGUAGGGAUCUGCACCUGGACUUGCUGCGGAGAAAGCUGACACUUCACGAGGACCACUGCAGAGUUCGCUCUCUGCUGGAGGCUGAGCGGGACGAAGCCAAUCAAAGAGUGAAGAAGCUGGUGAAGCAAGCUGACCAACUGCAGCUGAGUCUUAACGAAGCACGAGCAGAAGUGAGAGAUCUGAAGCUUCAACUCAGUGAAGCUGGGGACUACAAGACAACUGCUUUGGAGAGAGCCCGAAAAAUUGAUGAAUUACAGAAAAGGCUACUAGACUCAGAAGUGCUUAGAACUCGCUGUACUCGUAAGGUCAACUUGUUAAAAGACCAGGUGAAGACAACAUCUGAGACGGUAGAGCAGGAGAGGUCUAUGUGUGACCAUUCCAUGUCAGUGUUGAGAGAUGAUCUGGCAGCUACUAAAGCCAAUCUGGCUGACACUCUUCGUCGGGAGAGCACUCUGAACAGUUUCCGGACGUCUGUAGUGAGUCUGCUAGGGUUGGAGACUACCUGCCCAGACUACGAGGUCAUAGGUCGCCUCACCAAGGUGAUGAACGCUUACAGAGAGUUCUCUUCUGUGUCAAGGCGUUAUGACGACCCUGUACUGCCCCACGUCCACAUCAGCCCUCACCGGACCCCUCAUCACAGCCCUCGCCGGACAUCUCACAGCCCCCGCCGCACCCCUCGCUUCUCUCCUGACCACAAGACCCCUCGCUGUGAUGACUCCGGUUUCCUAGACCCUAUCAUCGAUGACUGUGAUUCAGACCUCAACAGUAUCUACAACAAAAGACCAUAUAGAUCUUCGUGACCAAUCAAGUUUUGUUAAGGUGUUCUAUUACUUUUUAUGGUAGUAAGACAGAAUAUUUCAAGUGAAUGCGAUAUACUGCAGAUUUGCAAAACAGCUAAGUUCUUUAAACAAACCAUUUUUCUUUUUAAUUAAUUUAAUUAUUUAUCAACAAUAUAUUAAUCCUGUUUUGAGGUGGCUAUAAUAUAGUUUUCACAACUUAGAUGCAAAUGACCUUUUUAGACAUUACUUUAUUUAUCUCCUGAACAUAACAACAUGUGAGGUCUUCAGCUUUUGAUUCAACAUUAAAACUUACAGCUCUGUCUUGUAUCACAUAUGUGACUUGAUGAAGAAAUGGAUAAUAUAUUUGUGGCUUCAUUGUCUGUACAUAAUGAAAUUUUAAUAAAUAAAUCCAUAACUCAUAAUCAAUCAGGUUUUCAGCAUUAAACAUGAAUUAAACACGUUUAGUCUACAAAAUAUUUCUUGUUCAAAGGCCAUAAACUAUCUUAAGCUAGUGUUUCAAAAUAUAAAAGCCUUUGAGAAGAUUUAUUACACACUUAAUUACUUGACAAUCCUCUUCAAAUUCCAGAUAAUGGUCAAUAGUUUUUUUCUAUAUAUCAAGCUGAACAUUUUAGCUUGAAAGUCAUCAAUUAG
This is a messenger RNA of Homalodisca vitripennis (glassy-winged sharpshooter), 3018 nucleotides long. Its product is annotated as coiled-coil domain-containing protein 170. The record is from RefSeq and is a predicted model, not a curated record. Bases 1 to 2388 code for a protein of 795 amino acids. Lineage: Eukaryota; Metazoa; Arthropoda; Insecta; Hemiptera; Cicadellidae. The transcript is spliced from 15 exons.